AUGGAAUUCGUGCUAACUGUGUUGCUACUUUCUAUUGUGUUGUGCAUCAGCGCAGUUGCCGUCUUUCGGCGUCGUGCUUGGGCUUGGGCUGUCCACGACGGUCAACAGCUGAUCAUCGAGAUCCGCGACCCUACCAUCGCCCGCCGAGCGCUCAUGGACCACGCUGAUGCCUUCUGCAACCGACCACUGAACCUAUUCCCCGUGGCCCUGGUCAGCGGGCGUCGCCGCAGUCACAGCGACAACCUCACGUCCGUGCCCUACGACCCGCGUUGGCGCGCUCUCCGGUGCACCCUCAACGCCGCGGUCCUCCACCCAUCACGUCUUGGACACACGGACCCGCUGCGCCUCGAGGCCUUUGUGCUGGCCUUUGAUGGCAGCAUAGAUUUCGCCGGCUCCAAGACAGCGAAGCUGCUGCACUGGAGGCAGUGGCGCCGGUUCCUCUCCUUCCGAGGCAAGCAGGCUGAGCUUUUCCUCCCUCUGGUCAACACAAGACGGAACGCUAACCGUCAUCUCACGCUCAGCGGUGGCCUGCCGGCAUAUCUAGACCACCUCCUCGACGCCCGCGUCCCCGUCGACGACGACACAGCCGACGGCAAGGCCCUGCGCCCUCUCAUAGACGACGAGCUGGUGAGCCUUCUCUCGGAGUUCCUCGGUGCUGGGCCAGGGACCGUGGUAUCCAGCAUGGAGUGGACCCUCGCCCACCUCGUGCUCCAACCGGAGGUCCAGAACAACAUCCGACGCGAGGUCGACGCCGUGGAGGGCGCAUUGUCCGAGGCACGCGUCCGGCAGAUGAAGUACAUGCACGCCGUCGUUCUAGAGAGCCUUCGGCUCCACCCGCCGAUUCUGGUGUUCCUGCGCGACGUGGCUGAUCAGGCGGUCGCCGAAAUCCUGGGAUGCGCCGCCGCCGCCGUGCCGACGGAGGGGAUGCGGGCGCACUUCAACCUGGGAGAGAUCGGCAGGGACAAGAAUCCUUUGGGCCCCGGCACCAGGCCCACGCCCUCCCCCUCGCCCCGGCACCAGGCCCACACCCACGCCCACGCAUGCGUGGGCCUGGUGACGAGGAUUUAG
This is a messenger RNA of Triticum dicoccoides, 1068 nucleotides long. Its product is annotated as cytochrome P450 71BT1-like. Gene Ontology annotation, molecular function: heme binding; iron ion binding; oxidoreductase activity, acting on paired donors, with incorporation or reduction of molecular oxygen, NAD(P)H as one donor, and incorporation of one atom of oxygen. The transcript is spliced from 2 exons. NCBI's taxonomy places the organism in Eukaryota, Viridiplantae, Streptophyta, Magnoliopsida, Poales, Poaceae. The coding region runs from base 1 to 1068 and encodes 355 amino acids. The record is from RefSeq and is a predicted model, not a curated record. Gene Ontology annotation, cellular component: membrane.